AGGCUGUGCCGGGUUGCGAAGGGGGAGACUAACGUCGGGUCGGGUCAGCGGGCGCUGCAGUAGUCGCCGCAGCGGCGAUGGGAGCGGUGGGGACGAGGCGGCGGCGGCGGCGGCAGGCGGGGGAGCCGGGGCUGACACCAGAGCAGCGGCUGGGGGAAGCCAGCAGCAGCAGUAACAGCAGCAGCCGCCGCCGCCGCCAGUAAACGCGGACGGUACCAGAGAGGCUACCCAGCCGGCCGGCCCUCGAAGCUGCGCUUGGGUCCCGCCGCAGUUUGCGGCGGGGGAUGGGCAGGCGGUGGCAGUCCCGCCUGCUGAGGGUUGACCCCUGCCGGUCCUGGCCCUGAACUGGACCCGAGCCCACCGCCCGACAUCCCUGCGUCCGCCACGGCCCAGGUUAAAUGGAAACCACCCUUGGGAACUGGAUGCCAGUGUAGCUGUUCUACUGUAUCAGUGUAUUGCAAUGAGUGGGGGAGGAGAGCAACCAGAUAUCCUGAGUGUUGGAAUCCUGGUGAAAGAAAGAUGGAAAGUGUUGAGAAAGAUUGGAGGUGGGGGAUUUGGAGAAAUUUACGAUGCCUUGGACAUGCUUACCAGGGAAAAUGUUGCACUGAAGGUGGAAUCAGCUCAACAACCAAAACAAGUACUAAAAAUGGAGGUUGCUGUUUUAAAAAAACUACAAGGGAAAGACCAUGUUUGUAGAUUUAUUGGCUGUGGGAGGAAUGAUCGAUUCAACUAUGUGGUCAUGCAGUUGCAGGGUCGGAAUCUAGCAGAUCUUCGCCGUAGCCAGUCCCGGGGCACAUUUACCAUUAGCACUACUCUUCGGCUGGGUAGACAGAUUUUGGAGUCUAUUGAAAGCAUCCAUUCUGUGGGAUUCUUGCACCGAGACAUUAAACCGUCGAACUUCGCCAUGGGUCGCUUUCCUAGUACAUGUAGGAAAUGUUACAUGCUUGAUUUUGGCUUGGCUCGACAAUUUACCAAUUCCUGUGGUGACGUCAGACCACCUCGAGCUGUGGCAGGCUUUCGAGGGACAGUUCGUUAUGCAUCAAUCAAUGCUCAUAGGAACAGGGAAAUGGGAAGACAUGAUGACCUUUGGUCCUUAUUCUACAUGUUGGUGGAGUUUGUGGUUGGUCAGCUGCCUUGGAGAAAAAUAAAAGACAAGGAGCAAGUAGGCUCUAUUAAGGAGAGGUAUGAUCAUAGGCUCAUGUUGAAACAUCUCCCUCCAGAAUUCAGCAUCUUCCUAGACCAUAUCUCCUCAUUGGAUUAUUUUACAAAACCAGACUACCAGCUUCUUACAUCCGUGUUUGACAACAGCAUCAAGACCUUUGGAGUAACUGAGAGUGACCCUUUUGACUGGGAGAAGACUGGAACUGAUGGCUCCCUAACAACCACCACCACUUCUACCACCCCACAGUUGCACACCCGCUUGACCCCUGCUGCAAUUGGAAUCGCCAAUGCCACUCCAAUCCCAGGAGACUUGCUUCGAGAAAAUACAGAUGAGGUGUUUCCAGAUGAACAGCUUAGUGAUGGGGAAAAUGGCAUCCCUGUUGGUGUGUCACCAGACAAAUUGCCUGGAUCUCUGGGACACCCUCGUCCCCAGGAGAAAGAUGUGUGGGAAGAAAUGGAUGCCAACAAGAACAAGAUAAAGCCUGGAAUUUAUAAGGCUGCUACCGAAGAAGAGAACAGUCAUGGUCAAGCAAAUGGUAUUCUCAAUGCUCCAAGCCUUGGCUCACCAAUUCGUGUCCGCUCGGAGAUUACUCAACCAGACAGAGAUGUUCCGUUGGUGCGAAAGUUACGUUCCAUUCACAGCUUUGAGCUGGAAAAACGUCUGACACUGGAGUCAAAGCCAGAUACUGACAAGUUUCUUGAAACCUGCCUGGAGAAAAUGCAGAAAGAUUCCAAUGCAGGAAAAGAAUCCAUUCUCCCUGCUCUGCUUCAUAAGCCUUGUGUUCCUGCUGUGUCCCAUACUGACCGUGUCUGGCACUAUGAUGAAGAAUAUCUUCCAGAUGCUUCCAAGCCUGCUUCUGCCAACACCCCUGAGCAGGCAGAUGGUGGUGGCAGCAAUGGUUUUAUAGCUGUUAACCUGAGUUCUUGCAAGCAAGAGAUUGAUUCCAAAGAAUGGGUGAUCGUGGACAAGGAGCAGGACCUUCAAGAUUUUAGGACAAAUGAGGCUUUAGGCCACAAAACAACUGGAAGCCCUUCUGAUGAGGAGCCUGAAGUGCUUCAAGUCCUGGAGGAAUCACCCCAGGGUGAAAAGCUUCGAUUAGGCCCUUGGGCAGAAAAUGAUCAUUUUAAGAAGGAAAUUUCAGGUGUGGUCUUAGAACUUUCUGCGGAGUGCCCUGCCACUAUUGCUUCAGAACAGUAUAUAGAUAAACCGGAACUCCAGGCUGGAGUGGCUAGUCAGUUUAUUGCAGCAACACCCACGAGUCAUUUGGAGGCACAAGCAGAGGGACCCCUUACAGCGAUUACAAUUCCUAGACCUUCCGUGGCAUCUACACAGUCGACUUCAGGAAGCUUUCACUGUGGUCAGCUGCCAGAGAAGAAAGAUCUUCAGCCUGUGGAGCCCACUGUGGAACUUUACUCUCCAAGGGAGAAUUUCUCUGGCUUGGUUGGAACAGAGGGUGAACCACCUAGUGGAGGAAGCAGAACAGAUCUGGGGCUUCAGAUAGAUAACAUUGUUCAUGACAUAUUACCCAAUAUUAAAGAAAGUGACAAAUCUCAAGACCUGGGAGCAAAAGAUCUUCCUGACUAUAACAGACUGGUUGGAAGAGAGUUUGAGAAUCUCCCUGGGGAAAAUGAAGAAAAAAGCAUCCUUCUAGGAUCAGAUAAUGAAGAUGAGAAGUUAAGUAAAAGGCAGCAUUGUGUUGACAUCUCUCUCCCAGGAGAUUUGGUAACUACGAAAAAGGAUCACUCAGCUGCUACUGAACCUCUUGGUGUGACAAAAACACAGACUUUUAGUGUGGUGCCAAAUCAAGACAAAAAUCAUGAGAUAAUGAAGCUUUUGGCAGUUGGAAAUUCAGAAAUUUCUCCAAGAGUCAUUGACCCACAUGUUGAAGGACCGAUAGGCCAGGUGGUAGCAAUGCAAAAAAGUAAACUAUCUAAGGAUGAUGACGUCAAGAGUGAAGACUUGCCAGGUCAUCAAGGAGACCUCUCUACUCUUUUAUACCAAGGUGGUAAGAGAGAUAAAAUUGCCCUUAGAAAUGGAGAGCUAUUUCAUUGUGUUUCAGAGAAUGAACAUGGACCCCCAACUCGGAAGGAUGUGGUUAGGUCAUCCUUUGUAACUAGACACAGCCGAAUCCCUGUGUUAGCACAGGAGAUAGACUCAACCUUUGAAUCACCCUCUACAGUCUCUGCAAAAGAAAAGCUCCUCCAAAAGAAAGCUUAUCAGCCAGACAUAGUCAAGCUUCUACUGGAAAAAAGGCAAUUUAAAUCUUUCCUUGGUGAUCUCUCAAGUGCCUCUGAUAAAUUGCUAGAGGAAAAACUAGGUACUGUUUCAAUUCCCUUUUCUGAGGAGGAAGUCUUUACUCCCUUUUCAAGACUGACAGUAGAUUCUCACCUGAAUAGGUCAGCUGAAGAUAGUUUUCUGUCACCCGUUACCUCCCAGUCCAGAAAGAGCAAAAUUCCAAGGCCAGUUUCAUGGGUCAACACAGAUCAAGUCAAUAGCUCAGCUUCAUCUCAGUUCUUGCCUCGGCCACCACCAGGAAAGCCACCCACAAGGCCUGGAGUAGAAGCCAGGUUACGCAGAUAUAAAGUCCUAGGGAGUAGUAACUCUGACUCUGACCUUUUUUCCCGCCUGGCCCAAAUUCUUCAAAACGGAUCUCAGAAACCCCGGAGCACUACUCAGUGCAAGAGUCCAGGAUCGCCUCACAUUCCAAAAACACCACCCAAGAGUCCAGUUGUCCCUCGCAGGAGUCCCAGUGCCUCUCCUCGAAGUUCAUCAUUGCCUCGCACAUCUAGUUCCUCACCAUCUCGGUCUGGACGGCCCCACCAUGACCAGAGGAGUUCAUCCCCACAUCUGGGGAGAAGCAAGUCACCUCCCAGCCACUCAGGAUCUUCCUCCUCCAGGAGGUCCUGCCAACAAGAGCAUUGCAAACCCAGCAAGAAUGGCCAGAAAGGAUCCAGCAGCCUCCACCACCAUUCAGCCAGCACUAAAACUCCCCCAGGGAAGAGUAAGCCAGCCAGUAAACUCAGCAGAUAGGAGCCGGGCUGCAACUCUAUGAAAGGUGUGAGAUCUUCCUCUUAAACCUGAUGCAUGUCUGUCCCCGUACUGUCUAUUCAAAAAAUCAGUGUUGAUCUUCUCUUGCAAAAGAAAGUAACAUGAUCAGUUAUUUCUAAGAAGGCAUAAAUGUAUGAUAAGGAAUUACCUAUGGCAAGCAGCAGGCAGAUCAGGAAUUAAUGCCUUUGCAUAGGAAGGGACAAUACAGCAAAAUCCAAGCAGGAGAAAACUCAUUAAAUGAGUUCUCAUUUUUUAGCUGCAGUUAGGAUAGGAGUCAGAAUGGAAUUUUAAGAGGUUUUGCCUAAUUUUUUAAUCCUUUACUCAAAGAUUAUAUUGCAAAAGUGAAAUUUCUUGUUUGAUAUUUUCAUUCAAAACUUCCAACCCUGGAGAGUCAUUGCUCAGAUAUUAGAUUAUAUAAGAAGUCUGUUGCCAGGGAGCCAGUACUCAUAUAUAUUUGGUUUGUUUAUUUAUUCAGUGUAUGGAGAAUUCGUACCUUUACUUUGCUUCAUUCCUAGUAACCUCCCGGGAUUUCACAUUUUUUUACAAUAUUAUCAAUUCCAUUCUUUGUCUCCAUUGAUACUUUUUUGAUUUCACAUUUUUUAAAGCCAUUGUUUCUUGCCUGAUCCGAUCCCUUUUCUUUUAUCUUAAAAAAUAUGUUCUAAUAGAGUUUUAAAUCUGAUUUAAAUAGAAUUUUAAAUGUUUUUUUUUUUUUUUUUAGUUCCCUAAUAAUUUUGGAGGGAGCAAUAGUUUUUAAACUAGUACAUUUUUAUUGUGAAAAAUAACUGAGAAACUUACAUGAACAAAAGAAAAUUCUAAUUAGAGCUGCUUUGGAGGCUUUAGUGUUUAGGGGGAGAGGGCCAAAAUGUGGUGCAAUAUCCUUCAUAAUAGAAGAACCCUCUUCCACCCUGGUAAGUUUCCUCCUUGUAGAGGGAAAACUAACAUAGUAGUCUGCUUCCUUAAGUCUUCUAGAUACCAGUUAUUUCUAAUGUCAACCUCUAAGAUGAUGCUAGGGAAGGACAAUGGUUUGCAAUGUGACUUUAGAGAUUUAGAAAAAAAAAAUUAAGAAAUUAGGUAUGUUAUUGAGGUUUAUAAUCCUCAAACUUUGUAUUUUAUACAUUUGGCCAAUAAGGAAUGAAUAUUUGGGGAAAUAAAUUUAGCCUAAAUAUUUUUCUUUUAAUGUUUUAUUACUUCUAUAAUUUAGUUCUGUAUUUGGGCUCUUGGCUUGAUUUCCAUGUAAUUUUAAUUUAUGAAACUGUACAGAGGAUCAUAAUUGUUUUAAUCUUACUCAUCUAACAGGAAUUGGGCAAAAUUAAGUAUACCAGACUUUUUAAACAGGCUCUUUUAUUCUCUCUAGGUGUUUUAUGUUGUAAAGACCAUAUUAAGGUCAGAUAAUCUAAUUGGUCUGCUUACUAUUGAAAUUUGCCUUCUAGCAAACAUCUGUGCUUUCUGUUUGACCUUGUAUUUGCUGCCAAUAUUAUUGAAUUGGAAAGCAAAAAAUGAAAGAAAUACAUUUCCUCACCAAGUGAACAUAUUCUAUGCUGCAUCAAAGCUGCCCUGAAGCUGCACUGAACUUAUCUUGUUCUCUUUAUCUGUGUUGAGCUUUUUAAAAGAACAAACUAAAAACAUAGAGGCAUAUAAGGUCUCUUGUAAGAAAUGUAGCCUAGUAUGGAAUCUUAAUUUCUCUUCGGUUGCAAACACUACAGAGGAAUGCAAUAGAUAAGACGUAUUUGCUGUUUAUCUAAAGCAACUGUAAUAUUGGAAGACCUAUCCUGUAUUAUACUGUAUAAUAGUUGCUAUAACACUAUUUGCAUGUCUUCAUGGUAAAUUGUAUACAUAUUUAUAAAUAUAUAGAGACAUAUGCUUAUAUAAACUCAUACUUUCUCAUUCUCCAUUUGUAAUUUUAAGAUCACAGAUGGCGAAAUUGCUUUUCUAUUGUGUGCCUCGUGUACACUUGGGCCUUGCCUGUCUUUAUUUUUCUGAAAAUAUGUUCUUGGCAUGUGACACCUCAGAUUCUUCUUGCCUUCCUUGUAGGUAAUGCAAGGUUUGGCAGUCUUUAACAAGCCAAGAUAAGUUAUUUUUCAUUUUAAAAUAUUAUGUUAGGGGAAAAAAAUGACUGGGACAUGCUUGUAAUGCUGGUUCAGUGAUUUGUCAUGUUAAUCACAUCGUUCUGUCCUUAUGGUUAGAGUGGAUAACUGGGAUGAUAAUCAUGGGUCUGACAUAAGUAGAUUUUUUAAAAUGUUUCUUUAAAAGUGUCAUUCUACUUUUCUUUUUUUCACAUCACUUUUUUGUAGAGGACAGUAGGGGGGAUAAUUAAUGCAUUACUUUUUCCUAUUGUAUUAGCUAAAUUAUGCUAAAAGUAGCCAGCUUUAAAUCCUGACCCCUCUCAUCAGGAAUGUGCUACUAGUAACCACUGGAAAAGCUGAUAAAGCUACAACUGUGGUAUGUGUGGGAUUUUAUUUCUUACCAGCAUUUCUGUGCUGGCAUUCAAAACUGACAGUGAGGGCAGUGUGGCGACUGAAUGUUUUCUCUCUCUCUCUGGUCCUGACAUUUUUCUUCCAGUCUUCCCACUGUGUUACCCCCUUUUCUAAAUGGCAUUUACAAACUCAUCAAGACCCAGAGAUAAAGUCUCACUGUGUCAGUAUAUUUUAUUUUGCCUGUAGAGGAAAGAGUUAACCAAAGAUACUUUAAAAAGAAAACAGACUGAUUAUAUCUAAUGUAUCAAGAGGUCCACUUAGAAGCACUAUCCUAUACUGAGAUUUACUUUAUGGUUUUUAAAAAUAUAGUUCAUGCUUUUAGAUGUUAGGUGUCACUCAAGCUAAAAAUAAAAGUUGCAGCCCUGAGCAAGAACUUUUGGCACAAGGACUUUAAUUUUUGUUUUAAUUUAAAGUAUGAUACAGAGAAUGAGGUUUUUUGGGGUUUUUUUUGUUGUUGUUGUUAUUUUGAGGUUUUUAGUGAUGGCAUAAUUCAGAAAUUAGUGACAUAGAUCAUCCAAGUAAUUUUAAACAAAUUUGGUUUUUUACCUAAGAUGAGGAUAUGCCAUUAAAGUCAAGCCAAAUUAUACUGAAAGUAGUAUGAGGCAGAAGUUGAUAUUGUCUUUUCAAAAUCAGGUACCUCCUGGUUUCUUCACAACAGAAUGAAUGGUUACCCACUCAAGCCUGCCCCUGCCCUCCCUUGUCUAGUCCUUGGAAUUGCUUGGGUGGAACAGAAGAUAGCAACAGCUCAAUCCCUUUAGGUAGCAUUCCUCUUAAAUUAUUUUGCCAAAUCUCCUGGGUAUAUGGAUCGGCUGAAAUAAUAAAAUCCCACAUAGUAAUCUCUUCCAUAGCUUAAAGGCAUUUAAUUAUAAGUAGAAUUGAACAAAAAAGGGAAAAUUUAGUCAUAUUAAAUUUAACCUUAAAAACACAGAUUACAAAUAUCUUUGAAUGUUAAGCCCUAGGCAAGCAAGUACUCUCAUUCUCAACUCUGGUAUGCAAGCUGGCCUUGCUAACAGUGGCAUAGUUACAUUUACUGUUUUUUUAAGUUGCAUGUUGUGAAGUGAAUGUUUUUUGUAAAAGUUGCCAAGUUAAUCAAGUCUUAAAUAAGUAGCAGAAUGGUAAUUGAGACCCACUGUAGUCAUUAUCCACUUUACAUUAUUUGCUUUCAAAUACUAAAGAAAUCUCAGCUGCUUACUAAUUUAGUGUUCUAGAUGUACAGUGUCUUUUCGUUUAGCCCCUAGCCACAAUGGGAACUUUGAGGUUCUUCAGUAGUCAUCAGAGAUUCCUUCCAGGCCAUGGAUUUUUAUUCUAACGUUUCUAUGGUUGCAUUCAAUCUACAAGGGAAAAAUGUACGUUGGCAUAUGUUUUAUAAACCCAGACACAGAUAGUUAAAACUGUAAUUAGUUUUUCCAUACCCAGUAGCUUAGAAUUAAAAACAGAUGCUUUUCCCCCAGUUUUUACAUUCCUAAUCUAACAUUAGGAAUUGGUGAUAGGAGAAACAGGAUCCAGAAUUCAGAAUUUAAUGAGAGUUAGGGGGGAAAAUGCAUCUUAGUCUGGCUAUUUGAAAAUAUAUUUAUUUGUAGAUAGAUUUAGAGUUAGCCUUGGAGAUCAAAGUUUUUCAUAUUUUAGAAACUUUUUCCAUUCCUUUAUAUCUAUCAAAACAUGCUAUAUGUUAGAGAACCAUUUCUUCCGUAUGUUCCUAUGUUUUGGAAUUAAGUUGUUUGCAUUUACUAUAUUAAAAUAUAGUAAAUGCUCAUUUCUGUUUAUGUGUAUUUACCAUAGAUGUGUUGGGACUUAACCUAAGGGGAAGAUACUUCAAUAUCUGUUAUCACUGAGGAGAUAGAAUGGUUGAUAGCCACUCUUGCACUGUUGAACUUUCUUGAGUUUUGGUUCUGUAGACAGUCUAUUAGCAGAAUUUCUACUCAACUGUGAUUUAAUACCAAAAGUAUUUCAGGAUUAAGGCAUGUAACUUCUAUGGUAGUCCUUACAUGUCAAUACAGUAUACACGCAAGUUCAGAAAACACAGAUGCAUUUUUAGACCUUAGAGAAGUGAACUAAAGGUAGGUCUAGUCCUCAGAUCAUAUGGGAGGAUAUAUAGCACAUUGAAAAUCCCAUGUUUUUGUCAGGAUAUCCUCCUUCCCUGUCCUCACCUGGCGUGAACCUGAGGUUGUGGAAGUAGAGUGGAAACUCACCGUGUCAUUGGGUAUUCUCAAUAUUUUGCCUUGCAUCUGCAAUUAUGAGAAGUGUAAGUAAAGUAAUCUCAGGAUCCUUCAGACUCUGUUACCCAACAUUGCUAAGGAAAACUACAAGGAAGUAUAUAGGGAAUUCCUGUAGUUCUUAGGUAACUACAUGGGAUGAGGAUCCCUGUCCACUUAAAGGGGAAUUCAGAUGCUACACACUUCAAUCUCUGGCUGGACAUGGAAGGAUGACAUUAAAGUCUUGGCCCAUCAAGACAUUUUCUAAUUCACUUGUCAUUGUUUGCUCCUACUUGAAAACUAUGUAAGCUUGAUGUUUAAUUAUUCCCCUUGCACAAAGUUGGAUCACAAAAGUAAUUAAUGUGACAGUAUCAAGAUCACCUUGAAGUUCCACACAAUCUCAAGACACUGAAUAGCAAAGAAGUUAAAUUACUCAGUAAUGAUUUAUUUCCUUACUUUUCUGGAUCCUUGGUCUUAAGGAGACAUGUGAAAGAAGUGAAGCCUUUCCUUUUAUUGUCAGUUUUCUGCCUCCCUUUUAACUAGAAGUAAAAAUAUGGGCACAGUAUUUAUGCUGGUGAUUCUGCCUAUGUCUUUCAGAUACUUCUGGGUCCCUUAACCUAGAGAACAGGUUUGGAUGAGGCAGAUCUUUUAGCCCCUGUGACUGUAUAAUUUGUUGAUAACCUAAUUUUCCGUAACAAUGGAUAGGAAUUUUACGUCUGUUUUUAGUAGUUUGUUAUUGUUUUGUAAGUAAGUGUUCACUCAAUUAAAAGAGCUGAGUAAACAAAGUUUUUAUAUAGACUACUCAUGCUGUAUGAUGCUUUUUUCCUUUUUUACCAUACUCUAUCUGGGUAUCCUUCACUCAACUACGUAAAAACAAGGCUACCAGAGCUUGAAUGUGAUUUAUUUCAGGGAGCUACCCAGGGAGGGGAACGCUCUUAAGACUUUUUCCAAAACAAUUUUCUCUUUAAUCUAUUCACCAGAUGGGUAUAUUAGUCCACUAAGGUAAAAAGCCUUCAGAAAUACAAAGAUAAGAAGAUUAAGGAAAUAAAACUUGUGACUUUGUAAUUGGAUUGGGUAUGACACCGGCUUGAGCCCCCUGCGUUCUCUCUGACACACAGUUAGUUCCUGGUCCCACUUCUGACUCCUUUUCUGAAAUAGGCAGUGUAUAUGUCAUUGGGCCAUUUACUUACAAGUUCCCAACUUUUAGGUAAAAAGAGGGAGAGGGCAAACAUUUACAUUGGAAUUAGAUACAAAUCUUAAAAAUUAUGAGCUGUGGGAGCUGUUAAAUCAGAUUCAGCCAUAAAGCAGAAUUCUCUCUUGUUGAACAAGACCAAUGAUUUAGAAUAGAUGGCUUUAAUAAUUUCACUUUUCUUUCCCUUUCUUCUCCCCUUCUUGCUGUCAGAGAUGAGAAACUGCUGUUUAAAAUACCUCCAGUGGUACUGUAUUGUGUCCCUUUCCCCUCCAAGUAGCUCCCUUUGGGCGAUUUUGCUCAGGCAACCAAGGACAUAUAAAGUAUUGGGAGAGACACAGAAUGCUUUUGUAUAGGUCAUCUGUACAUAAAAGUGUAAUAUUUAUUUAAUUUUCCCAUUUGUAUCAUAUUAAAGCUUUGUACAGUGUUUUAAGUUCUGUUUUAAAAUUAUUUUGUAUUUUAUUUUUAUAAUCUAGUAAUAAAAUAUUCAUUCCGCAUGCAAA
This is a messenger RNA of Nycticebus coucang (slow loris), 10568 nucleotides long. RefSeq names its product tau tubulin kinase 2 (gene TTBK2). Gene Ontology annotation, biological process: peptidyl-serine phosphorylation; signal transduction; cilium assembly. NCBI's taxonomy places the organism in Eukaryota, Metazoa, Chordata, Mammalia, Primates, Lorisidae. The transcript has 15 exons. The coding region runs from base 461 to 4192 and encodes 1243 amino acids. Gene Ontology annotation, cellular component: nucleus; ciliary basal body; ciliary transition zone. The record is from RefSeq and is a predicted model, not a curated record. Gene Ontology annotation, molecular function: ATP binding; protein serine/threonine kinase activity.